This is a messenger RNA of Procambarus clarkii (red swamp crayfish), 3679 nucleotides long. RefSeq names its product dynactin subunit 2. Gene Ontology annotation, biological process: mitotic spindle organization. Gene Ontology annotation, cellular component: centrosome; dynactin complex; cytoplasm. NCBI's taxonomy places the organism in Eukaryota, Metazoa, Arthropoda, Malacostraca, Decapoda, Cambaridae. The record is from RefSeq and is a predicted model, not a curated record.
GUGUGUGUGUGGUGGUGGAUGUGGCAACAGUGUGCGGGAGGUGUGAGUCAGCUGGGCGUAAACACUGCCGCUGCUGCACCAUGGCCGACCCCAAGUAUGCUGGCCUCCCUGGCAUUGUGUAUGACCAACCAGAUGUAUACGAGACAUGUGAACUGCCCGAGAGCGAGCAAGAUUAUACAUUGAACGAGUGUGGAGACAGCAGUGGUGCCGUGGAAACGCUCCAUAUAUCUGCUAAUGAUGCACAUUCUCAUUUUAAGGGCAAGAUAUUGGAUGCAUCUCAUGUUGAUUUCUCCGAUCGAAUUUCUUGCUCCCGUCGUCGUGGUUAUGAUGCAAGGCGUGUAGAGUGGGAAAUUGGAGGAGAGGGAGAAGAGGAGACAGUAACCCAAAAAUACCAACGUUUGCAAUGUGAAGUCAACCAACUCGUAGAGGAAAUACAAGCUAUCAAGGGCUCCGUACCAUGUGGAGAUGGUUCAGUUUCGUCAGUGGAGCUAGGCAAGCAGGUGGAAGCUCUCCAUCAUACUCUGGUUGAUCUUAAACUGGAGGACACUCUGGGUGCUGAUGUAGUUGCAUCCAUCUCCCAACCUCAGUUAACUCUUCAGAAAAAGCUAAUUAAUCUGCUGGAGAGCUUUAAACAAACAGGUUUAGUAUCUGAGAAGAACAGAAGUAAUGUGAAACAAGAAGGAACAGUAUCCGGGGAUGGUAGUAGCAGUAGUGCCAUUACUUACGAGCUAUACUAUGCACCCGAACAUGCACGACUAAAUCAGCUUGCCAAUGCGGCUAUGCUGGAGAAGAGAAUAGACCAGCUUGAAACUUUAAUUGGGAACAACCCCGAUAAGCUUUCGAGUCUCUCAGCUUGGACAAACCAUAAGUCAGUGGUGGGAGCUGUGCAGGUUUUGAGUGCACGAUUAGCCCUCCUGGAGCCUGCACAUUUGGAUCAUGUGGAAGGUAGAUUGCAUGCUGUGCAUACCCGUAUGAAUUCCAUAUCGGAGAAGAAGGCAGCGAUUGAGGAUGCAGACAAACAAAGCAAGGUAUCGGAGCUUUAUGAAUUGGUUAAAAAAACAGAAGCUCUCUGCUCUGCUCUUCCCGAAGUUGUAAAUCGCUUGGUAUCUCUUGAGGCUCUGCAUGAACAAGCUAUGCAGUUUAGUGGAUCACUGAAGCAACUAGAUGUCGCGCAGACUCGCCUUGGCGCAGCUCUACAUUCCAAUGCAGACUUACUAGCUAGUGUGCAAGAGAAAUUUUCUCAGAACCUUGAAAUCAUUCAUAACAAUGUUGCCAAUCUUGAUGCUCGUGUACAGGCACUCCAGAAAAAGUAAUUGGUAAGAUUAUUAUUCCUUAGCAAAAUUCUCAAUGGAUGUUAUUAUUAUGAGUGUUUAAUCUGGAGUAGGAUUGUAAAUUGCCUUUUCCUGCUUUUGGAAAGAUAGGUAUAUCAAGACGUAAUAAUACAGAAAUUGCUUGUGAGUGGAAAUAACAAUAUGGGUCACUUCAGUCAAAUAGAAAACUUUCUAACUUUUGAUAGUUUUUGUCAUUAUCUUUAAAGAAGCAAAUUGUGCUGAUGCAGCAUGACAAAUAUGAACUUAAUUGGAAAUAUGUUUCUAAGCAGUUUACAUGCACUGUAUAAGCUCACUUAUCCUAAUUAUAUGGGAACGAUCCCUUGGUCCUAAGCCAGACAUGUGGAUAAGCAGAAUUCUUACCGGGGAAGUUCAAAAGUUAACAUAUUCUCAAUUUUUUCUAUCACAACCAACAUAAUUUGAAUUGCCACACAGACUAUAAUUAUAAAAUACUCAAGUAAAGUACAGUAAUUUAUUUUAAACAGAAACUCAAGCUUACCUUGUUGUAGUUUGUCUUCUUGAGUGAUGCUACAAAUCUUUAAGUUAAGAAUUGUUGAAAAUUUACGUAACCUAACCUAAAACAACAUUAAAAUUAAUACUUAAAAUUACUGUAGAGUACAUGAGGUUGUCAAGGUUAAUUUUGACUGGCAGCUGCUGAAGUCUCACUAGUUGAAGGCUCUUGGCUGGCUUGUGAUGCUUCAGUGGUUGCAGGGCCUUUGGUUGCUGUUCUUACCAAAUAUGAAUCAAGUUUACCUUGCCUUCUGUGUACAUUGGCCUCUCUUAUGAUCAGCUCUGGUUCGUUUCAGGUACUGAUUCAUGUUUCCAACUUCUGGAUUAGCACAGUUGGACGAAAAAUUAAUUACCAUGUCAACAGAAGAAAUGAGUGAAUUUUGUUGUCUGUGGUGUUGGUUCCUCAUUGUUAUCUUCCUUCUCCUCUUCAUCCACUUCACCAUUAACACACUAGAGAAUCUCUUCUUCGCUCAUCAUACCAUAUCCUGGGCAGUUUGUAUCUCAAGCCAUUGUCACAUCCUCUCUCUUUCACCAGCAUUUCUGAAAAACUGCCGGAUAACCCAAAGAUUCAGUUAAGCGAGCUUAUACAGUACUUAAAAUAAAAAAUAUGAAAUAGGAAAGUUUAUGUAAUGCAGUAAAGAAAUGUUUCAGUUCUGGGUUUUUUCCUGUCAUAAAAAUAAACUGAAAUGUAUGCAUAUGCCUAAGUUUGUAUCUAUGGUUGUACAUAAACAUUUGUUUAUUUUAUAUUUUUUAUAUUUUGCUUUGCCUUAUUGGAUAAAAACAGAUUUUGAUACACCUGAAAUAUUGUCAAGUUAGAUGAAGUAUUGCAGGAAAUUUGAUACUUGGUAUCCAUGUUUUGCUGACAACACACGGAGAUAGAAAAAUAGGGGUGAAGUGUGUAAUGUACCUGAGAUAAGGUACAUGAUGAACAAAUUUAAGAAUGUAUGCAGUACAAGUGCCUGAGGAGGGACCUCUUUAAAGAAGGGCAGAUCUGAGAGGAAGGAGUAAGAAAUGUGGAGAUAUUGUACAUGAAAGUUGUGAUGGCACUGCCAAAAAUUAGGUUGGGGUAAAUACCUCAUAAUGGCUUAGACUUAAAAGAGAAAGGUUGAUUCAUUAGUAGAAAGUGUUGCAAAAAUUUGGUACAGGGAGAUAGAAAGAUGGAAAGGUGACCAGCAUUUUGAUAAAGGGAAGUAAAGGGUUAUAAGAAGAACCAGGUUCCAGCCGAAAAUAAGGGGAGUUCAAAGACGUUUAGAUAAGGGUGCGGCAAGGCUUCUCCGUAGUUCUCUCUCCUUCCUACGGCAAUUUUGUUGGGAGAGAAAUGUUUCAUAAAAAUACACUUUAUUUAUAUGAUGCUAAAAAUUCUUACUAUAUUGUAGGUUGGUUGUAUGUGGAAAGUAAGAGUUGCUGGUAUUGAGAUUAAUUAUUGCACACACAGUGGAAUAGUGUGUUCCUAAGCAAUGUUGUUGUGCAUACAGGUAGUACGUGGUGUAUAGCAGGUGUAGAGAACCUGCCGCCUAUAGCCCUCGUCCACAUCAUUUUGCUUUCAAAUUAUUUUGGGUAUAAAUACAGUAUAACCAUAUAACUUUUACGAUAAUUUCCUUAAUUCCCAUGAGACUUUGUAAAAUACAUUGCGCAGACGGAAGUUCUUACACACCAUAUUUGCUUCAGGUGACAUUAAACAAAUCUCGGUAUAAGGGCCAGAUUCCACUCAUGAUGCAGGGCAGUGGUUCCCCGUGCCUGCUGUAAGGAUUUUACAUACUUAAUAUAAUAUUCCUAUCCUGUAUAAUUUAUUAGCUACUGUAUUGUCAAGAUAUGAUGCACUCUGUGGCUAUCAAUUCUGU